AUGGCGACUACUACUGAAGUUCAAAAUAUCCUCCGUUUUCUCAGCCAGGAGUCAAAGGUUCCCCUUGCAAUCGCGAUAGCAAGUGCUAAGGAUCUGCAGGUAUCCAAACUACUGAAUAUUGAUUCUUUAGCUAAAGCAGAUUUAAGAACGCUUGUUUCUAUUUUUAAAGAGGAAAAGAUUGCCAAACAAGUCUCCAACGCGGCGAAGAGAGCGGCAAAAAAGCGGAGGGCUGAGGAAAAUCCUGUUGUAAAUACUUCGCGCCGGCCCAAAAAGGCAUCAAAGCUUGAAGAAAAUGUUUAUUCUGCCGAACUUGAAUCCUCUUUAUCACUUCCCAUCUCAACGAAUGUUGACGAAAUUUCAAAAACGGUCGUUGUUACCAACCGAGCGCCAUUGAUGCUUGCUUUUGCGGUCACGCUACUGAAAUACACUAUGCCUGAGCAACCCACAUCUAGCAGGCUUAGCCUAGCUCAGGCCCUCAUCAGUGCGAACAGUCGCUCUAAGGCUAUUAGCCUAGGUAUUGACAACGGAGCCAGUGCCGACGAUGACGGUUGGGCGCAGGGACAGCCUUCUGUAACAAUUCUUGGAAGAGACAUUUGCGUUUUAAAGAGAUUUGAUGGUUCUAACGGUGAGGAUGUUGGGUGCAACAGCACGCAGGCGUCUUUCGAAGUAUCUCCACCGCUAUGGGGAUUAGAUGUAGAGGCUCUACGGAAAGCCAACAACCGUUCGCCGUCACUUCCGAUUUUCAGACCAGAAUCCCCUCGUGCUUAUCUACUUAAAUCUUUCAAUUUAGACGAACAAGAACAAGAACCUAACAAGACAAAGAGAAAGAAGAAAGCGAAUAGACUCGAAAUAGACACAAACCAAGAAAGGUGCCUGGGGCUUGUUCUCGGAGCCAUCGACAUAGCGUGUCGCUCAUGGGCACCUAUUCUUAGCAGGCAGGAAUUGGAUAGACGGGUGAUGACAUGGUAUCUACAAGUGAGACCCGACGUAGAACCGGGCCCUUUGGGAUGGGGCCAGAAGGGGAAGGUCCAUUUAUCUAAUCUUCUUGCUUUGCGAAAAUAA
Molecule: messenger RNA, 1062 nt
Organism: Ophidiomyces ophidiicola
Lineage: Eukaryota; Fungi; Ascomycota; Eurotiomycetes; Onygenales; Onygenaceae
Exons: 2
Coding region: 1-1062 (353 amino acids)
Source: RefSeq, a predicted model, not a curated record